AUGUUCGAGUCUGGUCCGGAGCACUCGAGUGGGUCUGUAGUAUUUAUCGCAGGGCUCUUGGACGGGUACAAUGCUCUGCCGUAUCUUCCUCUACUGAGUAAAACCGUUGAGGACCAGCUCGGAUUCUCGUUGAUUCAGGUCAUGCUCUCGAGUAGCCACAAGGGAUACGGAAUAUCGUCGCUCCAGGAAGAUGUGCGGGAGCUCGAUGUGCUCUUCACGUUCCUACGUGAAGAACGGGCUAAAACGGCGCUGUUUAUCAUCGGACACUCGACCGGAUGCCAGGACGCGAUAUCGUACGCGAGCUACGGCCAGCAUCGAGGGGCCAUACAAGGGGUCGUCUUGCAGGGGCCUGUCUCAGAUCGCGAGUUCAUGGCAUCUUCGAUGGACAUGUACGGCAAAUAUCUGCGUCUCGCUCAAAGGAUGAUCAAUGAUGGGAAGGGCCAGGAGCUCAUGGUGAGGGAAGUUGAUGUUGCCCCAGUAACGGCGUAUCGCUUCAACUCACUGGCAUCUGUAGGAGGCGACGACGAUAUGUUCAGCUCAGACAUUCCUUUCGAGCGAAUGCAAGCGCUCUUUGGACAGGUCAAAGUACCUGUGAUCUGGGUGCACUCGGGAAAGGACGAGUAUGUCCCCGACAAUGUCAACAAGGAACAACUUGUAUCGAAGCUGACCGCAGCCUGUCCUACUUCCGCUGGAGCCAUUGUCCUUCCGGACGCGGAUCACGCCAUCUCGGAUCAAUUCUCACAGGUCAAGUUUUGUGAAGUCGUCGUGCAGUUCGUUCGACAGAUACAGGAGCAGGUGGAGCGUUUCGAGAGAGCACAGCAGCAAUCCCUCAGAGAGCUUUCUCUGUAA
Gamsiella multidivaricata is the source of this 849-nucleotide messenger RNA. RefSeq lists its product as uncharacterized. The transcript is spliced from 3 exons. The record is from RefSeq and is a predicted model, not a curated record. Lineage: Eukaryota; Fungi; Mortierellomycota; Mortierellomycetes; Mortierellales; Mortierellaceae. The coding region runs from base 1 to 849 and encodes 282 amino acids.